AUUGAGCAUUAAUCGUAGGCGAAAGACCUUUUUCUUUGGCCUAAAACACUAUCCCAUUCAAUAUCGUUCGUUCAGUGCCAUGAAUUUUAGCUUGAAAACGGAGAAAUCCUAUGAUGUGGAUUACAGACCUAAACUUGUCGGUUGGAAGGACAAGAAAAAAAGGAAAAAAGCAAGAGAAACGCCGACGUCGUCAUUUUUGAAAAAAGCUCAAAAGGAGUUACCAACUGCUUUUUAUAAACCACUGCAGAUAGUUAUAAAAAGAUUAUUCUCAGAACUUUCAGAAUCUGAACGCCUACGUCUUAUUGAACAAGCCAUUGAACUGUGUGGAAGCAAAUUUGAGCUCAUUUACUCUCUUAAUAACUUUUUACCUGAGAAUUAUGUAGUAACUAUUCAGAGAAGGGGAGUAGUCCUUCGCUUAUGUGACGGAGGAAAUGGUCAAUCCCUUUACAGAAGUGAACAUCUCCGCUUCAUUAAAAGGAUGAAGAGUCUAUUACCACCUUCUGUAUUUAAUUUAGCCAUUGAGCAACUCGAUAUUAUUAUAAAGCCUCCUUUGGAUUGUCGCAUUUGUGCAAUAGAGAAAGUGAUCUCAAUUUUGAGCCCAUUUAAAGAUCUAGCUUUGGAAGUAAACAGUUUUCUACCAGCGACCUAUAAAAUCAAAAAAGUUGGUAGAGCAACUUUUAUUUUUACUCAUCCACCUAGAAUGGGAUCUGGCGUUACAACUGAUUAUUAUGCUGAUUCAUGCCAUACUGACACACACUAUGAAUGA
Molecule: messenger RNA, 766 nt
Organism: Dimorphilus gyrociliatus
Lineage: Eukaryota; Metazoa; Annelida; Polychaeta; Dinophilidae
Source: the annotation of a GenBank genome assembly